CUUUUGGUAGCGUCCGGUUUUCCGGCUUUCCCAAAUUGAUGACGUCAAACUUCCGGGUUGGUUGGUUUCUGAUUCGUACGUGUUUCGCCGGAAAAUUUGUGUGGUUUAGGACAGGUUUUUAUCGUUUUUCUCCGCGUCUCGGGAAUCCAAAUCUUCAGAAAUGAGACGGGCAGCAGCUGGUGAAGGGUAUGGCCAGGCCACACAUCAGAUGUAUGAAGACGAGAACGAACAUCUGGUGGAUGGACUCAAGGACAAAGUCUCUGCCCUGAAAUCGUUGUCAAUUGACAUUGGAAAUGAAGUCCGAGAGCAAAACAAGAUGCUGAAUUUGAUGGACAGUGACUUUGACUCGUCAGGUGGUCUGCUUGGAGCCACCAUGGGGCGGCUACAGAGGAUGGCGAGGGCGGGACACAACAAGAUCUGGCUCUACAUGUUCUUCUUCGUUCUCUUUGUCUUCUUUGUCACAUACAUGGUCCUGAAGUUUCAAAGAUGAAGAUACUUUUCAUCCCUUCUCAGAAAAAUAUAUCUACAAUAAUGAUAUAGUGAUUUUGUAAGAAAAGGUAAGGUACUGUGUUUGUGAUCACAAAUUGUACAGUAAAAUAUUUACAGUAUCAAAAUGGUAUUAUAUGUUAUGAUCAAUAGUAAAAUAAAGUCUUAUUUUUAAGAAAUUAGGCUCAAUAUUGACAUGUAGUUGCAUACUAGUUGAAGUUCAAAACCUUUGUUGUUCAAAGCUAUGAUAGUACAUGUAAAUGUAACAUGCCAAAUUUCAAUUUUAGAAAUAUUUGAAAGUUUUUCAAUUAUUGUACAAAUUUGAAGAAAAUUGAAGGCUUCAGCAUGUGAUGUUUGGAAGAAAAAUGAAAAUUUUGCAAAGAACAGCUCCAUGAAUUAAGGUAUACAAAGCAUAUCUCACAGAAAAUAAUUGUGCCUUAUAUAGUGUAAGAGCAUUACUGGUAAGUGUCCAGGUACAUUCAUCUUACAAUCAUUGUGCAAUGGGAAACAGGGCAUACCUAAUACAGUCUGUAGUAAGAUGGCUGUUCAUACUUCAUGUUGUGCAAAAGUCAGCUGUCCUGUUAAGGAAAAAAUCCUGCCAUAAUCCAUGUUGGCCAUUGCUUCUGUGUGAAAAUUCUGCAUUAUCAAAAUUGUCCAACAGAUUACAAAAAGUGUGGCUGCCAGAGAUGUACAUGUAUAGAUAAUAAGUGAAACAUGUCAACAAGGUAUAGGUUAAAAUAAACUAGCCCAGUUGAUGAUGGUCCCAUAUAUUUAAAUAAAUGUUGUUCUACUACACAUUAAAAGUUCCUAAAUGUGUUUUCGUCUGCUAUGUUUGUAAGUGUUAUGGUUGUAGGAUGGAUUAAACUGUAGAAGACUGUUUAAAGAUGUAUAGAAAGGAAAAACACAUCAGAAUGUUUCACUAACACUGUGUUAUCAUCUGUAAUAUGGUUGAUAUGGCAUCUUAUUUGUUAUUCCUAUUGGAGUAAGUUAAUGGACUAUCUGUAUCAAAAUUUCUGUUCAACUCAUCCACAGCAAUUGAUAGCUUUUGCUUUUCAACAGACCUUACUCAGGGUCAUUGACAGUGGAUGCCAUCUGAAA
Branchiostoma floridae (Florida lancelet) is the source of this 1584-nucleotide messenger RNA. RefSeq names its product BET1 homolog. The record is from RefSeq and is a predicted model, not a curated record. Gene Ontology annotation, cellular component: Golgi trans cisterna; SNARE complex. The coding region runs from base 161 to 490 and encodes 109 amino acids. The transcript is spliced from 4 exons. Gene Ontology annotation, biological process: vesicle fusion with Golgi apparatus; endoplasmic reticulum to Golgi vesicle-mediated transport. Lineage: Eukaryota; Metazoa; Chordata; Leptocardii; Amphioxiformes; Branchiostomatidae. Gene Ontology annotation, molecular function: SNAP receptor activity.